CUGCCAAGCGGACGAUUCAAAAAUUUGCCCUGCGCGAUAUUUGUCGAGCAAAAAUUAAAUUCAUUAGACUAAUUAUCAAUAACGCAGUAAUUUGUUAAUAGAAAAUACCAAUAAACGAUUUUAUAAGGAUAUUAAUUAUUUCUGAAUAAUAGGUGAUAGUGUAAAAAAUCGAAUGUGAUAAAAUAUCAGGCUAACCUCUCAAUUAAGCAUUGUAAAUAAAAACAAACCUGAGUUUUGUGAUUAUUUUUUUUUUAAGUCUCAAAUUUAAUUGAAAAAUGGACCUUUUGAAGGCGGAGAUAAUGAAGAAACGGAAGCAAUUGGAAGAGAGUAAUGUUCUUACUGGAAACAAAAAAUACUUCAGACGAGGUGAUCUUAUCGCCAAGGAGACAGCAACAGCGAAGAGUAGUGGCAGUGCAAAUAAUCCUGAAAAUCCAGUAGUCAGCAGAAACUCGGAGCAGUCUGUUGAGAAUACAGUGGAGCACCAGCAAUUGUCCAGGCCAGAAGUCAUCAGGAGAUUGCGUGAACGCAGUGAACCCAUUCUUUUAUUCGGCGAGUCUGAGCUCGAGGCCUUCCAACGCCUUCGCAAAUGCGAAAUUCUCGAGCCAGAAGUCAAUAAAGGAUUCAGAAAUGACUUCCAAGAGGCGAUGGAGCAGGUGGACCAGGCGUAUCUGAACGAACUGCUCUCCUCUUCGAAACCGAACAAUUGUGACAGGAAAGGAGAUGUCAACGUGCCUGACGAGGAGAUAACGUACGAGGACAUCCAGAAGAUGUCUGCCAAACUAAACAGGGGAGACAGAGACUUCGACAUGAGUGUCAUCACGCAAUUUCUUCAGUUUCUGGUGCUGGUGUGGGGAAAUCACCUGAACAGCAGAGGAACCGCUGAGAAAAUGAGCACGAGGGGAAAAAUGGCGAGUGCAACGUACGCACAGACUAGAGAGUAUCUUAAACCCCUCCUCAGGAAGUUGAAGAAUAAGUCACUGCCGGAGGAUAUCACUGACAGCUUGACUGAAAUCGUAAAACAUUUGUUGGAGCGAAAUUAUAUUUUGGCCAGUGAUGCAUACCUUCAGAUGGCCAUUGGUAACUCACCCUGGCCUAUUGGUGUCACGAUGGUGGGUAUUCACGCACGUACAGGAAGAGAGAAAAUUUUUUCGAAGAAUGUGGCUCACGUGAUGAACGACGAAACCCAGAGGAAGUACAUUCAAGCGUUGAAGAGAUUGAUGACUAAGUGCCAGGAGUAUUAUCCGACAGAUCCAUCCAGAUGCGUCGAAUACACCAAGAAAUGAUUUUUAAAGAUUCUCUAAAUGUUUAUUUAAUUGUAAAUAACCCAAGAAGGUAUUCGACAUUUUU
Messenger RNA from Fopius arisanus, 1347 nucleotides. It is a transcript of the gene Prp18, whose product is annotated as pre-mRNA processing factor 18. Lineage: Eukaryota; Metazoa; Arthropoda; Insecta; Hymenoptera; Braconidae. The transcript has 2 exons. Gene Ontology annotation, cellular component: U4/U6 x U5 tri-snRNP complex; U5 snRNP; U2-type post-spliceosomal complex. The record is from RefSeq and is a predicted model, not a curated record. Gene Ontology annotation, biological process: generation of catalytic spliceosome for second transesterification step; RNA splicing. The coding region runs from base 276 to 1283 and encodes 335 amino acids.